GUUUAGCGUGCGCGCCUUCUCUCGGCUCAUCUCGGCCACACGGGCCAUAUGGAAUGUGGGCUGGUGGCGCGUCGAUGCCGGAGCCGGGCCCGACCAUGUGCUAGAUCCGUCUUACAUCUUCGGCAUUGCUCGUUCGCGACAGCGCUUUCCCCCGAGCCACAUCGUUCGCCGGCUUCGAACAUACUCGAUACACACGUACAAUUAACUCGAUCGUCGAUACCAGUCGAUCACCAGCAGAAAAGCAAAAUUUCCAAUUCGCCGUCUUUCUAUUCUAAUCUCUCCUUUCUCAUAUGUCAAAUAAUAAAAAGUGUAUUAAAGCAAGUUCUAAACAAAUGCGUCGCUGGAGCUUCUGCAAGGGAAAUAUGUGAGUUUAGUGACAAAAUACUUACAGAGGAAACUAGUAAAGUCUUCAAAAAAGAGAAAGAACUUAAAAAGGGGAUUGCUUUUCCAACAUGCAUAUCAGUCAACAAUUGCAUUUGCCAUUUCUCUCCUAUUGCUAGUGAACCUGACCUGAUUCUUAAAGAUGAAGACAUGGUUAAAGUUGAUCUUGGAGCACAUAUUGAUGGUUUUAUAGCUGUAGUAGCACAUACCAUUGUUAUAGGAUCUUUAGAGAAAAAAGUCACAGGCAAAAAAGCAGAUGUAGUUUUAGCUGCGCACUAUGCUUCUCAAGCUGCAUUAAGGCUUUUGAAACCAGGUACAGAGACUUACACAAUAACAGGCACUGUGGAGAAAAUAUGUGACGCCUAUAAAUGUAAACCUAUUGAAGGCAUGUUAAGCCACCAAUUAAAACAAUUCAAGAUCGAUGGAGAAAAAACAAUAAUUCAGAAUCCAAAUGAUGCGCAAAAGAAGGAACAUGAAAAGUAUACUCUCGAGACUCACGAGGUCUAUGCAAUGGAUGUACUAGUGAGUACAGGUGAAGGAGUAGGAAGGGAACAGGACACUCGUGUUACGAUAUACAAGAAGACAGAGGAGACAUAUCAGCUUAAACUGAAGGCGUCUCGCAUGUUUUAUUCAGAAGUCUCUCACAAACAUGGUCUCAUGCCUUUCAAUUUACGUACCUUCGAAGAUGAGAAAAAAGCAAAAAUGGCUGUUGUUGAAUGUGUAAAUCAUAGAUUGAUCGAGCCGUUCCAAGUGCUGUAUGAAAAACCAAACGAGUACGCGGCACAAUUCAAAUUUACGGUACUUUUGAUGCCUAAUGGACCUCACAAAAUUACGGGAAUUCCUUUUGACCUCGAUAUGUAUCAAUCUGACUGUGUUGUGGACGAUCCUGAAUUGAAGACCCUUUUGUAUUCUUCGGCAAAUCCGAAAUCAGCGAAAAAGAAGAAAAAGAAGGCUGAGAAAGCUGUAGGAGACGUUGCCGUGGAAGUCGAUGCUAAGGCCUAACAUUGUCAUUUUAAGACGUAUCACGACUCAAAGGCGUCGUGCACUACUCCGAUACUUUUUAUUUAGUAAUCUAAACUGGCAAAGGCUGGACACUUUCAAAAUACGGAUCAAUCAGCAUAGCUAUACUUUC
Messenger RNA from Trachymyrmex septentrionalis, 1513 nucleotides. Its product is annotated as proliferation-associated protein 2G4. Bases 49 to 1383 code for a protein of 444 amino acids. NCBI's taxonomy places the organism in Eukaryota, Metazoa, Arthropoda, Insecta, Hymenoptera, Formicidae. The record is from RefSeq and is a predicted model, not a curated record. The transcript has 7 exons.